GUUUAUACCACGUAAAAGCAGCAAGGUGGUUGCAUUGCCAAGUUGAACUUCAUGGAUUUAAUUGACGUGGUGUUGGGGAUGAUAGAGACAGUUAUCUCAGUUGGUGGUGUCAUUGGUAAAGCAGUUCCAACACAUCGCCAGUGCAACAUUGAGAUUGAAAAUGACUCUCUUCACUACACUCUUAGUAACCCCAGGAUGUACAUUAAGCGUGGAUUCUGCAGGAAGCCUUUGCCUCCCACCAUCAGCCAGUCCUCACCUGGGGAGGUGGAAUUCACCAAGACUCCGAACACAGCAUGUGGAUCUGUUGGCAUCGUCACGUACGACCUCCUCAACACUUCUACAAAAGACACCACUGAGCAAAUAGCCGUCCUGUUCAAGGUGCCAUUUGAUCGCAACAUAAAGUCAAACGAGUUUGCAGUGGGAGUCUUUGACAUCAGCAGAAACUGUAAUCAUGGUCUUUUUCAGGAUAUGUCAAAGAAUAAGGGCAAAGCUUUUGUCAGAGGCAAAGCAAAGGGCGGCGCUCUCACUCAUAAAGGCCAAAAUGUCACCGUCAUGGCCACAAUGUCAGACUGCCACACACCUGUCAUUAGGGUGCAAGUGAUGGAUGUCUGAGAAACCCUUCUACAAAGUAUUAUUUCAUGACUGAAUUUGUUAUUUUUUAUAUGAUAUUCACUAUUAACCAGAGCUGAUGGAAUCUUUUGCAUAGUAAUCUGCAAAACCCAUCACCAUUUUCAAAUCAUGGAGUGAGAUAUUUGUUUUGUAUUUAUUCACUAAUUUAUGUUGUUUGUUGUGACAUAUUUUCAGGGGUAGCAGGGAAGUCUGGCAUGCUUCAUAUAUGUGGCUAUCAAUUGUGUUGUAGAAACUGAAAGUGAUAUGUUAAUGUUAAUGUCCUGCACAUUGUGUUUGUCAUUGGUAUAAUAUGCUGGUCCAUUAUGAGGUUCUGUACCUGAGGCUGAAUUCAAUAAA
This is a messenger RNA of Paralichthys olivaceus (Japanese flounder), 966 nucleotides long. RefSeq names its product DELTA-sagatoxin-Srs1a-like. Gene Ontology annotation, molecular function: channel activity. Gene Ontology annotation, biological process: monoatomic cation transport; pore complex assembly; cytolysis in another organism. The record is from RefSeq and is a predicted model, not a curated record. Lineage: Eukaryota; Metazoa; Chordata; Actinopteri; Pleuronectiformes; Paralichthyidae. Gene Ontology annotation, cellular component: pore complex.